UUGUAAUGUAACGUACACGCACAAUUUACAAACCGAAACACCCUUGGUAUCUCUCAGAGUCUGUCAGUACUCCGUGGCAUGCUAAAUCAUUCGUAAAAUUCGUCUAUUGCGAUGAGCAGGAAGCGCGAUGACGGAGUGGAGUCGAGUGUUGUGGAAGAAGCAGCCUUACCCAGAUAACUAUGUCGGGGACUCCUUCCUCAGAGUGAGCAAAAAACGUCGUGAAGUGACCUACGGACAAGCUUUUUAUUCUGCAACAGCUGUUACCCAGGAAAUAUGCAGCUGUCUCAUCCUGGUUGCAGUAUUCUGUGGGCUUUCAGAAGGUCACAUGAAAGCUGCAGGUGUUUUGACAUUCACUGCUGUUCUAGGUGUUACAGGGUAUUUCAUUACCAGAUCUCAGCUCAGAUCUUCAGCCAGAGAUGAUAUCAAGUUAGUGUGCUUCUAUGUCGCCCUGAUCUCUUGUGCAUCACCAGUGGUUAAGAGUCUGACAGGCAGUGUCGCCACAGACACAAUUAAUGCCUGCACGACUGCAUUGCUCCUGUUAAGGAUUGUCCACCAAGACUAUGGUGCUCUUGUCGCUAUAGUAAAUCCAACUGUGUCCCAUAAUCUGGGAGUAUUUGCAUCAGUGUGUCUCGCAUCUCGACUUGGAAGUGACAGGGACGUGUUUGCCCUGAUGACACUGGCUGUGGCUUUGUUUGCCCUCUUCCCUGGCUUCAGGAAAUAUUGUAGGACUAAACUUGGAACAACUUUGGACCUUUUCUUCACCAUUGUUGUGGUUACCGUCACAGCAGCAGGCCUUUGGUUGUAUGCAAUACAUCUGAUGCCCCUCUUAGCCUUUGCUCUUGUUACCUGUAAUGGCAUCAUCCCAGCACUCUUUGUUGCUCUACAGAGACACAAGCAGAAUAUUUAUGGUCCCUGGGAUGAAGCACAGAUUGAAGAUAAGUAACAACUAUGAAGUAUGCUAAAUUUUCCAUAGGAAAUUCAUAAUGUCAUCUUAAUUUGAUCUUCACCAUAAGUAAGUUUAUUCUUUAUAAUUCCAUUGUCUAGUUUACCCAACUAUUUGCAAUGAAAAACAAUCUAGGCAAUACAACAAACAUCCAGUAUUUGAUAUUAAGUAAAAUAAUUCAGUAGGAUCUCCCUUUGGAUAUUUAUGCUUUUUCUACAGUAUAAGCUUAGAUUAUUUCAAUGAUUUGCAUUAUGAAACAUAACAUGUAAACUAUUACUAGAUAUUUUCAUACAGUUGGACAUUUGUUUGCUGUCUGUUCAAUGAAAUGCAAAGUUGUGUCUGUAAGAAUAUAUUUUGUACAAAUAGCUUUAUUUAAUGUGUACACAACAGUUCUAUGUACAGUUUUUUAAAAUUAAAUUUCAGAAAUUCGCCA
Penaeus vannamei (Pacific white shrimp) is the source of this 1376-nucleotide messenger RNA. RefSeq names its product phosphatidylinositol glycan anchor biosynthesis class C (gene PIG-C). The record is from RefSeq and is a predicted model, not a curated record. Lineage: Eukaryota; Metazoa; Arthropoda; Malacostraca; Decapoda; Penaeidae. Gene Ontology annotation, cellular component: membrane; glycosylphosphatidylinositol-N-acetylglucosaminyltransferase (GPI-GnT) complex. Gene Ontology annotation, biological process: GPI anchor biosynthetic process.